UACCAACGUUUCCUCCACCCUCUCUCAAAAGUUCCCGGUCCCUUCCUCGCGAGCAUCACACCCCUAUGGCUCGUCUAUCACUCCCGUGCCCUUCACCGCCAUCGCCUCGAAAUUGAUCUCCACAAAACCUACGGCCCUAUCGUGCGCCUCUCGCCUAACGAAGUUUCUCUCUCGGAUCCCAAGAACAUCAAGCUGGUCUACGGCGCCAGCUCCCCCUUUGUGAAGUCCCGCUGGUAUGAGACGAUCGCGUCCAAGGACCCUGAGGGGAUGAAUCUGCUCGGCGAGUCUGAUAUGAAGAAGUAUCACGCGCAGCGGAGAUUGAUUGGGCCAGCAUUCACGACCGAGUCUGUUAAGAGGCGGGAAUUCCUGCUGGAUAAGCCUAUGGGGAAGUUUGUCGCGAAGAUGAAGGAGGGAGGUGGAAGGCCGGUGGAUUUGGUGAAGUGGAUGAAUAUCCUCGCUCUUGACCUGUUGACUGAGAUCACGUUUGCGGAGUCGAUGGAUUAUAUCAGUACUGGGGAUGAUCGGGAUAACGCGAAAGAUAUCGAUAUAUUCUGGCAGAAGGUUCAGUGGGUUGGCUUGGUUCCCGACAUGUGGCGGGGAUACACGUGGGCCGCAGAGAAGUUGCGAAAUAUUGGGUUGCCUUUACUAUCAGAACCUACUACGCACAACUUGAACAUCAUCAAGUUCUACAUCGCCCAACUCACAUCCCGCGCCAAAUCCGCCACCACUACCUCCGCAACCCACGCAGACAUCGCAAGCGACAUCGCCCGCUUCGCUGCCUCACACCCCAACUUCAAGCCCCAAUGGGCCGCAACAACAAUCGUUCAUAUCAUCGCCGCCGGUUUUGACACACUUGGAAUGACGCUGUCCGCCUGUUUCGGGCAUAUCGGCCGUAGCCCAACAAGCCAGGCAAAACUGCACGCCGAGCUCGACAACGCCCUGAAAGAAGGCCAGUUAGACGACGCUCCAAGCUACGAACAGGUAGCCAACCUGCCAUACCUGCAUUCCUGCCUGACAGAAGCAAUGCGCCUCACCACCGUCAUCGGCGUGAGCCUCCCUCGCGUUGUGCCAGGUUCCGGCGCUGUGGUCGAAGGCCACGAACUCCCAGCUGGGACCGUCAUAGGUGCGAAUCCUUGGGUUGUGCACCGCGAUAAGGGGAUUUAUGGGGAAGAUGCUGAGGAGUUCCGCCCAGAGCGGUAUCUCGAGGCGAGUAAGGAGCGCCGAUAUGAAAUGGAUGCGCACAGUCUGGCUUUUGGUGGACCCAGCAGGAGCUGUCCUGGCCGCUAUCUAGCGUGGGUUACGCUUACGAAGACAGUGGCGGCAAUAUUCUUGCAUUUUGAGAUUGAGGUGUUGGAGGAGGCGGAGGCGAAAAGCAAGUGU
This is a messenger RNA of Mytilinidion resinicola, 1380 nucleotides long. RefSeq names its product cytochrome P450. Lineage: Eukaryota; Fungi; Ascomycota; Dothideomycetes; Mytilinidiales; Mytilinidiaceae. The annotation marks the transcript as partial. The record is from RefSeq and is a predicted model, not a curated record. The transcript is spliced from 2 exons. Gene Ontology annotation, molecular function: oxidoreductase activity, acting on paired donors, with incorporation or reduction of molecular oxygen; iron ion binding; monooxygenase activity.